Molecule: messenger RNA, 6327 nt
Organism: Varroa destructor (honeybee mite)
Lineage: Eukaryota; Metazoa; Arthropoda; Arachnida; Mesostigmata; Varroidae
Source: RefSeq, a predicted model, not a curated record
GAGCCAAGUUAAGUGUCAUAAUAAUGUGCCUAACACCUCAGCAUUCAGGAAUUGCGAACAGCUCAACUUAUUUCGUCAAUUUGCGCACCGUAAUAAGUAUGCGCCGCUCGUCACUAAUCGCAGUGGAGUCAUGAAGUCGACCGCGUCAGUGAUGACGGCGCAGCACCCGUACCAGGUCCAAAUGCCAGGUUCAGCGGGUCCACAGCUACACAUGGCAGCCGGACCCAUACCGACUUCGGGAUACCCAGGCUAUCCGUAUUAUCCGUCGACAAUGCCACAGCAAUUCGUGCAGCCUAACGUGCUGGCAUCGCAAUUCCCCCCGAUGCAGCCACACGUCAUCCCGCAGGCAGCCACACCCACCCAAAUACCGGCUCCCAUCCAGCAAAUGGCUGCUCCUUUCCAGCCUGGCAUCGCGCCACCACCAUUGACGCCGCAGAGUCAGACUGUGAUCGGCUCCGGUGGCCUAGGCAGUCAACAACUGGCGCCUUCUGCUACGGGAGCAUCCCCACCGUCACAAUCGGGAUCUAGCCUACCCACACCACGUCCGCCUUCUGCUGUCGAUUCCGAACGACCGCAGUCUGCACCCGAUCACCAUCAAGGCUCCCAACCAGGAGUCCUUCACGAUGAUCCGUUUGAUGACCAGUAUGACCAUCGUUGCUCACUCUGCAUUGCCGCUUGGGGAUUCUCUUUCCUCUGCGGUCUAACAGGCGCUGCUGGCGCCCUAUUCGUACAGCAAGGACACACUUUCUCAUUUAAGACACUGGGAUUCGUGCUAUUGUCGGUUAGUAUUCUGCUAUUUCUAUCAACGUUCCUGUUCCUGCCAGCAUCCAGCAAAUACGCGAACAAGAUGCCCGUGCAUCGUCAAUGCCUGCCAUUCCUACUUGUGGUCAUUGCGUCCGGCGAGAUUUGUUGGGUGGUGUACCUGAUCAGUGAGGGCGGAGCGGAGGGCAAAGGUAUUCUGGUGGCCCUCGCUGCCUUUCUUGCUCUUUUCUGGCUCGCGCUUUGGAAGAUCAUGUGUCUACGGUGCUGUUGUCACCGACGGAGGAUCUGCGCCCAAAAGAAGGCCCAGGCACGCCUCGCACAACAGCAGCAGCAGGCGAGCAGCAAACGGAGAUCCGCAGGGAAGAGACGCGGUAGUACCGAUCCAGAGGAGUUCGAGACAGAUUUUCAUCAUGUAAAUACACAGGUCCGUGAAACUCUUCGCAACCGUUUCAACGAGAGCAUCUUACAGCAGAGCAUCAUUCAGUCUGCAGCUCCAUCGAUGACUAUUGGCGGUGAGGGACCGACGCUGGCAAUCGUUGCCGCCGGUCCCCAGCCGCAAGGAAGCCACGCCCCAAGUGCGCCCCCUGCUGACACGCCAGCAACUAGCCAUGGUCCUAACAACACUGGCACACUCACCACGUUCGGUGGAACCCAAGGGGUAUCAACAACAACUGCGACCUCUGGUGGAGCCUCAGGACCAACGACCAGUGGUCAAACCACUGGUCAAGUGCACGACCCUCCACCUUACGACGCGGUGUACAGAAGAACGCCCCCGCCCCCCUAUUCAACGCUAGUCUAGUAAUCCAACCAGAGUCCAAUCCGGCUAGUUGUUAUCGAGUCAUCUUUACUUCAGGAGCGCUAACCCGCUCUCAGGCAUGUUUGUAGAGCCGUUGGCUUCGAAAAAAGGAUGACUGACAUUCUUUCCACUAAAGGUAUGACAUUUCCGUUAAACAGGUAUGACAUCCCGUCGAAGCAAAGUAGGUUGGCUGGCUUGGGCCUGGAGCUGCUUUGUGUUGCGCGCCGAUCCUCGUCGCCUCCUAUAGUUCUGCUCCGCGUCUCAUUAGCAUACGCGACCAAAGGCCACUCAGGAACCUAAGAAUUAAGACAAGAAGACAUCUCAGUUAUUUAGCAGAAAAGGUCACUGCGUCAUGAAAGCCCCCUGGCAACAUAAUAACCAAAUAAUAGUAGUGACAUCUUUUAAAUCGUCGUUGGAAGCCUGAUAAUGUAUUACGCAAUAGGGAAAAAAUGAAAGGGUGAAAUUAGACGGAUAACGAAAAAUAAUUUCGAAAGGAUUGAUUCCAUUAUCCAGGAAACCUUUGCGUUCCAGUUAUCUGCCGAGUUUGUCGGCCUUGUCUUGUGUAUGCCAUGACAGUAUUAGAGGGUUGGGGAUACGGCGCGAUUAUCCUUCCGUGACCCACUAAACACCCACUUUUCAUCCCCAUGGUUGUCUAGACCGGGUUCUGAAAAGAUGAACAACAGCAGAAGUGUGAGUGUUUCAUGAUGCUGGUGAUGGCAUUGACUCUGAGGUGACUUUCGAAAACCUAGGUUGUUUGUGCAUCUCAUCUAUGACACCCGGUUCAAUUGACUUCUGGGAACUCAGACCGCGAUGAUGCCGCCGACGGCCCAGCGGCAUGUUCCAUGAAGACCAACUUGACAAGACAGAAUCUAGCUAUAUGUUCCAUGAAGGGUAUGUCGUAAUCGCGACUGUGCUCUGACUAUUCAUCACAACUAGGCAUGCGGUAUGUUUAUAUAUAUAUAUAUAUACAAUGUACCAUAUGGCAUACACAAAAGGAUGAAGAAACGUCGUGAGCCAUUUUCGACGGUUGCGGACGAUAGUGUUUUUUAGAUUUUAAUGGCAAUGCUAAGCGGUCCAGGUUCCCAUGCUGGCAUUAAUUAUGAUGUUCUUCUGACGGUCUCACUGCGCCCAAGGCUGUGGGUUUGCACAUAUUGCGAAGCGCCACAGAGAAGAGGAUCGCUCGUAUCGUUACUUCUUCCGUUUAUGAUUAACAGACGAGAAUACGUACGUAGACGUUUUCAGGAGGUAAUUCAUGAGCUGCCUCAGAUCAAACGACACUCCACUGUCGGGAGUAGGUUUAUUAAUGACUAGGGACAAGCAAAUUGUUCAAUUAAAUGAUCACUUAAUUAAAAGUCUAUUCCAUGUUCUAACAAAGCUACAUGACAUCAAAUUCCGUAAGAACUGAGUGUUAUUAAGCUGUUACAAAUGAAUUCGGCGAACUUUGAAACUGAAUGGCUUUAAACUCUGCGCUACUAGCAGACGAGUGGCGCGUAAAUACCCCAAUCUUCUAGAAAUUUAUGUCUAACCACCGGUUGAGUUCGCCCCCCAAGAAAGAUGAGAUCUGAAGGAAAAAUAUGUUUUAGACUAGAAAAUCAGCACUUAAUGGUCAAGCUUUUGUUCCUCUGAAAUACCAGUGCCCUAUUCGAAAUUCGUCCAAGACUGACGGAGACAUUAGGCAGGAAGACAUUAAGCGAAAGGACAGCAAGUUAAUGGUGCAAUCAUUUCAAGAGCAAAGAUUGAGGUGUCAAAGACCAAUAAGGAGGUGACCAGAUGCAGGGAUCCGGGGGACAACAGCGCGUUGCCGCAACCGAGAAGGCUUUUCACGAACGAACGUAAAGCUUGGACUUACUCUGUCGGUCAAAACUGGCACUUUACACGUCACGCGCUACAGAACUACAACCCAAAUACCGAAAAUGAGCUAAUUCAGUAAGAAACCCACCCCUUAUGAACUGACUCCAGAUAUACAUGCCUUUUACGUGCUAUUUUCGCGUUUCAAGUUUUAUCUUCGCUAUCGUCAUGAAGCGUUCCAUAUGACGGCUGGCUACCAGCACGAAGCGAAAACUGUCUACGCCUGAGUUCGAACCUAGACUAUAGCAUAUUCCGAAGAUUAACACGCAAAUACUUUACCCACCAAGCUAUCACGAAAACGUGCAUCUUGAGGAACUUUAUUCAGUAGAAAUUUCGCCUGGAGCAUACGGUCGUCAUAGGCGAGGUAUAGUUCAAUCUCUGUCGCCCGCCGGAGAAAAACCAGCCACGAGAAUGGCGCUUUCCCAGAGAGAGAUAGAGCUCAGUGGCAGUGUCGGAUGGAUUUGAAAGUGCAGUGAUGACAGUACCUAAUGAACAUUAGGCACAUCUGCUAUGAGAUGCUGGCCAAAGCUAAAAUAAAAAAGGCAGCUUCUUAUUCCGAGUUCUUCAAGAGAUUCAUAGGCCGUCGGUACCGCAAUCGAAAGCAUGCAGCCUAGUUACUUAAUGACAAUGCCAAAUUUCAUUGCCAUGCUUCGGUUGCUUCCUGUAUUGAGCAGACGAAUAUUGGAAGCGUUGCGACAACCGUGUAAAAAUAAAGGAAGGUAUCUCUAGCAUAUUGAAAAAAAUAUCAUUAUAGCCCAACAAGUUUACAGAUGAUUCAUUUCAAAGUCACCGGAUUCGCUUGUGACAGCCUAAUAUCAACAAAGGCAUAUUCCCGUCGAUGAUAUUGACAUACAGAUAGGUCAUAAACAACAAAUAAUCCCUUAACUAAUAGGGUAAAGAAAAGAUCAGUUUUUAAAAAUCAAUUCUAAAUACGAGUAACUAUUGUUACUGCUAACUUGUUUUUGGCAUUCCACACAGUUAUUGUAUAUUUGUCUAUAUGUAAAGUAGGAUACCCAGCUGAAUGUCUCCAUUUUGACGGGAUAUCGACUUGCUAAGAAACCUUUUGUACCUCAUGCUACGUCAGAUCUAACAUCCCGAUGAGCAUGAACCUAUUAAAAGAAGGAAGACCUAUAAAACAACCGAGAAAAAGCUACGACAAAAGCAUUCGUCAAAGGUUCUUAUUGCCGCGCUAUAACCACAGCAAAUAGGCAGACGUUCACGUUGUGCUCUAUUUCACGUGUAUGCGCUUGUCCAAGGUCGUAUGAUUACAUCGUUCAACUGCAUAAACAUGCAAAACGUGCGGAUAGCAAAUAUCGUCCGGUGAUUGAUCGACGACAAUGAAACAAAAGGAAACAUUAAUAAUUUAAAGACUCUUGAGUAAUUAUGCACGACGAUGCCAGAGAACAAAAUGAUCCGGACGAGUUGAGCACAAGGUUCUCCUGAGCCUCCGAUACCAAAUAUAGAUUGACUUUAGGAUCCUUUAAGGUCCUUUUGCAAAGUACCGGGUAAUUGUGCCGAUGGUGCGAAUGCUAACUGAGAUGGUGAUGAAGCAUUCCACUGAGAUAUUUAGAUACUAAAACAGCAGAGCGUAUUGAAGAAGACAAUGCACUCAGCGUGAAGAAUCAGAUACACAAGGCAACCAGAUAAUACCUGUACAUAUAAUCCUGUCCUUCUACAUACAGAUGUCCUACAUUCGAGUAUGAUACGUUUUUGUAGUAGACUUUCGACGCUCCCAGCCUGAUCAGGGAAUUUUCUAAUUCUGAUUUAGUGAUGCGUAUGCUAGUUUUUGUGAUUCACUGCAUCUGUGCGGAACAGUUAUUUCCGUGUGUGCGCGCCAUUAACACACACACACACACACAAUAAACUGGUAUUGUUUUUUUGCUCGAGUAAUAGAUUUUUUCGCUUAGAACGAUAAAACUGACCGAUCGCUUUGAAUCGACUAUAAUGACGUUGUGCUAGAGGGGGGCAAACUAUCACUCUCGUCGAAAAUGGUCUGCUCUAGCGAAUGCUCGGUGACAUAGAAGAACACGCAUGGCAGUCCUGCAACAGACAAUGUAAGGCAAUCAAAGGUUUUUUUUUGAGGGGCGGAGUCGAUGGUAAACACAGUCGACAAUUUAGUGGAUAAUACAAAGCAGAAAGGGAACAUCGGACUGGCAGAUCAUGAGAUUCAUUGAGGACAUCAACGAUCAUGUAUAUAUAUAUAUGUAUAUAUAUAUAUUACAGUUAACGCUAUAAACGAAUUAUAUUGUGACGAUGUGGUUCGUAUUCAUACCACGGCAGAAAGAAAAGUCUGAGUAAGAAACAAAAUGUUGGCGAAUUAAUAUAUAAAUUCGUAAAUAAAAACAGUUUGGCUAUCUGCGGCGGGUGGGUGUGAAAUCGCACAACUAAUAAUGGCACAAACCAACUAAGCACGGCAAAAACAGGGCACGGAGGAAUUUUUUCAUGAUGCCAACAACAUGACGAUGAAGCUAUAAGCGAAGAGAGAGUCGGAUCGAAGCUGUAAAUAAGCAGGUAGUAAAGGCUAGUUAAGAAGGACAUGAGGACUUUUACCGCCGGACAACAUAAAAGGAACGAGAGAAUCUCACACAAUCCGACGGACGACAACGAUAAAAACAAAACGCUCGUAAGUUUUUUGCAGGAUACAUUUUACACAUUUUGCGGUAACGACAAACUAUUUGGUAGUUUAAUGGUGACGGUCCGAAAACGAGAUGGACUGUGAUGAGCGACAAUGCCGAGAAAAUUAAUUCAUCGACUGAAUGAUACAGAAAUAUUUGAGCAGUUACCAAAGUUUAUCAUAUCUAAUUAUAAUAAACAACACCCUACAACUAUUACUGAGUUAUAUUGAGAUUGAUAAUAAACUACGUUUUUGUAUAUUCAUCAAAUGUUGUCUUGCACAGAGCGAUCAUUUACGCAUUACGUUA